Molecule: messenger RNA, 969 nt
Organism: Anthostomella pinea
Lineage: Eukaryota; Fungi; Ascomycota; Sordariomycetes; Xylariales; Xylariaceae
Source: the annotation of a GenBank genome assembly
AUGGGGGACAGCAGCAAGCACCACAAGUACCGGCAGGAGAUCCAGCAGAUGAUGUACGUCUCUGGCGAGAAUGGAGAACCAUCUACUGAGACCACCUCCAUGAUCGAAGAGAUCGUCCGGCAGCAGGUCGUAGAGAUGCUCAGGAACUGCACCGAGCUCGCCGCACGCCGCGGCGCUCGCGCCAUCACCAUCAACGACGUCAUAUUCCAGAUACGCGACGACGCACCCAAGGUAUCCCGCCUCAGGACCUUUCUGUCCUGGAAGGACGUUCGCAAGAGCGCCAAGGACUCGGACGAGAAGGGCGGCGAGGCCGACCUAGGCGUCGGCGACGACCCGGCCGGAGGCGCCAUGUCCGGCGGUCCCUCGGUCCUGGACGCCGCCGCCAAGAAGAACAAGAAGGCCAAGGUCAAGCUCCCGUGGGAGCCCUCCUCGUUCUACAGCCAGGAGGUGCCCGAGCGCGACGACGAGGAGGACGAAGAGGAGGAGGAGAUGAACCACAUCACGCUCCAACGGCUCCGCAAGGCCGAUGAGCGCACCAACGCCAUGACCCGAGAGGAGUACGUCACGUGGUCCGAAUACAGGCAGGCCUCGUUCACGUACCGCAAGGGCAAGCGGUUCAGGGAGUGGGCCGGGUUCGGCAUCGUCACGGACAGCAAGCCGUCGGACGACAUCGUCGACAUCCUCGGCUUCCUGACGUUCGAGAUGGUCCAGACGCUCACGGAGGAGGCGCUCAAGAUCAAGGAGCAGGAGGACAUGUGGAGGGAGCGCACCGGCGGCGAGAACGCCGGCACCAAGAAGCGCAAGCUCGCGCAGGGGGGCCUGUUCGACCUGCCCGGCGAGGGCAAGACGCCCAUCGAGGCCCGCCACGUUCAGGAGGCCUUCCGCAGACUCCAGGCAAAGCCGAAGAAGGCGCGGGCUAUGCUGAAUGGAACGCAGCUGCGGCAACAUAGCAACAUCAGGUUCUUCUAG